AAUGAGUGAAUUUGACUUGGAAGAGCCUCUCACCUCGACAGCCCGCCCACUGACCGACUCCGUGCUAACCGUGCGGAUCAUCAAGUCGUUUCCGUACAGAAACGUUCGCAACCACGUGUUCCCGCACGUCGAUCUGAAAAACACCACCCCAAAACAGCUGUUCGAAACAAUCAUCAACACUAUCAAUACCACAGGCGCCCUCAGACCGUACAGAGGCGUUAAUUACGACACACUCAAGAUCUACACCCACGCACACGGCAGUAAGACGAUGAAUUUGGUGAUCAACAUGGAUCACGACGACGACUGGAUCUUGGACCUUGACGACAACACAAGAACGCUGGUGGACUACGGGAUUGCCAACGAGACGGAAUUGAGCAUCUUCAACCGGGAAGAAUACGAGAAGUUCAAGGCUAACCCAGAGGAGAAGUGGUAGAUGGUGCUGACAUAAUCAUGGGGUCAUGGCGAAAAUAAAUACGUAAAAUAAAAGGGUUCAUAAACAUUAUCUGAUGCCACAGUUUUUCUUUUAAAUUUUAAAUCCUCUUUCGUUCCAUAUACAAAAUGAGUGUGCUUCAGAAGGUGUGUAAGAGCCCCGACGCAAACGAUCUGGAGCAAGUGAUGAGCAACAGCAUUUCGUUGGGGCCUUCUUCGCAGCAGGAAAUUCAGGGGACUGACAAUUCAACCCCCGAAGAUCCCCCCAACAAAUCGAUAGUGACGCCAUUUCUCGCCAGCCAUUUGCAAGACCAGGACGACUGCGAAAAACGAUUUUGUUACAGACACAAUCCGAAAGUCCGGUUUGACCGUCGUUCUGACGAGACAAAGAUGCGGGAAAUCCAGUCGGAGCUUGAGAAGCUGCCUCGCCGCGACAAGGAAGCGAUUACCCACGUCUGGUCCAUUUUCAGCGCCGCCCCCACGCAACACCGCAGUCUCAUCCUCAAAGGGCUGCUCAGCCAGUGUUGUUUCCCGCAACUUUCGCUCAUUUCCCAAGAGGUUUCCAAGCUGAUCAAGAUCGACUUCAUCGAGACGCUGCCCAGCGAAAUAGCCCUUAAAAUCCUCUGUUAUCUGGACUGCCAAAGUCUCUGCAAUGCUGCCCAAGUCUCCACGAGAUGGAAGCAGCUUGCGGACGACGACAGAGUCUGGAGAUAUAUGUGCGAGCAGCACAUCGACCGUAAGUGUCCUCAGUGCGGCUGGGGGUUGCCUUUGAUGGUAGUGAAGAAGUUACAAGAAUGCAGCCGCAGACGCAGAAGCAACGACAUGGACAGUACAGAGGGUAUUGUGGAGCGGCUGCCGCCAAGGCUGGACGACUGCAAGCCAAACGUCAAGAGACAGAAGGUAAACAAGAAACGGCCUUGGAAGGCAGUGUAUUCGGAGAGAUACACCGUUGAGCGCAAUUGGAGAAAGGGAUUAUACAAGAUUAAACGGUUUGAGGGGCACAUGGACGGUGUUCUGUGCUGCCAGUACGACAACAACAACUUGCUGAUGACGGGGUCUUACGACAAGACCAUCAAGAUUUGGAACGUGGAAACAGGAAAACUGCUGCGCACGCUGACUGAUCACACACGAGGCGUGCGCACGCUCGCAUUCGACGACCAGAAACUGAUAACGGGAGGUCUGGAUUCCACCAUCAAGGUCUGGAACUACCGAACGGGACAGUGUAUCUCCACUUACACGGGUCACGAGGAAGGUGUGAUCAGCGUCGACUUCCAUGAGAAGCUGAUCGUGUCGGGCUCGGCAGACAACACGGUCAAGGUCUGGCACGUCGAGUCGCGCACCUGCUACACCCUGCGUGGCCACAGCGACUGGGUUACGUGUGUGAAAAUCCAUCCAAAGAGCAACACGCUUUUCAGCGCUUCGGAUGACUCCACAGUGCGCAUGUGGGACCUCAAAACGAACGAAUGUUUGAAGGUGUUUGGAGGAAUCGAGAACAACGGCCAUAUUGGCCAGAUCCAGUGUGUGAUACCAUUUUCGCUGAAAGACGCCAUCGUGACCGAUUUCGAUGAGAAGCUGACCGACGAGACCCAAAAACAAACCGAAGAACAGACCCAGAGCGAUCAGGACUCUGUUCUGCAGAACCCAGAGCUUCCGUCACACCUCCUAACGGCUUCUUUGGAUAACACCAUCAAGCUUUGGGACCUCAAGACCGGCAAGUGUGUCCGGACCCAGUUUGGCCACAUCGAGGGUGUUUGGUCCAUUGCAGCAGACACUUUCCGUAUUGUCAGCGGCGCCCACGACAAGCUGAUCAAGGUUUGGGACCUGCAAACAGGAAAGUGCAUGCACACGUUUGCCGGUUCCAGUGCGCCGAUCACGUGCGUCGCACUGGGCGAUUCGCGGUUUGUCUGUGGUAUGGAGAACGGCGACGUGAAAAUGUAUUGUUUUGAUGCAUAGCUUAUAAUAAAACACUGGUUAGCGAAUACGAGGUUGAAAUAUUGAAGAGCACAACAAUGAUGCCGUAGAUGAACGUGAGCCAUGGGUUCAGUCCAAACUGCCCGCUUUUGUAUAUUUCCGCAAGUAGCAGGCCAAUUAGCGAUCCAGACAACACCGCCUGGAUCACCCCAACAAGCACAUAGACCCCGACGAUGGCCACCAGCGCGGUACCUUUUUUCUUGCUGUUCUUGUUGUUCUUGUAGUAUGUAAAGGACGCAAUCAGUGCCGCGGCCAAAUAGAACGCCGUCAUCAAAAUGAUGCACCAGAACAUUGUAAACUUGACCACAUCUUUGGUGUAGUAGAGAGAAUACUUGGUUAAAGGCCAUCCCAGAGCCGGAAAUCGAGGGGCAAUGUAUCCAACGGG
This is a messenger RNA of Ogataea polymorpha, 2785 nucleotides long. RefSeq lists its product as uncharacterized. The transcript is spliced from 2 exons. The record is from RefSeq and is a predicted model, not a curated record. Bases 559 to 2382 code for a protein of 607 amino acids. Gene Ontology annotation, molecular function: protein binding. Lineage: Eukaryota; Fungi; Ascomycota; Pichiomycetes; Pichiales; Pichiaceae.